Molecule: messenger RNA, 2258 nt
Organism: Leptonychotes weddellii (Weddell seal)
Lineage: Eukaryota; Metazoa; Chordata; Mammalia; Carnivora; Phocidae
Source: RefSeq, a predicted model, not a curated record
AGGGCAUGGAAGGACCCAGACCUCCCACAGGUCAUUUAAGAACUCCAAGUUUUUUUCACAACAGCCCCCAAAGGGAGAGAGGAGAGCCUGGAGACCUGACUUGUAAACUAGAGACUGCCUGUCAGCAUAUUAUGGAUAUAACUAAAGAAAGGAGGUUGAAAUAUGAUCAUUGCUUUGUACUGCAACAACACAAUGAGAUCCCAGACUGAAGAACCAUUUCUAACACACCUCUGUAUCCCCAGGACCUACCACAAUGUCUAAUACAGACUAAGGUGCUGAGAAGAUGGUUAUUAUGUGCACAAUAUGUUUAUCAGAUGCAGCCAGAUGGUUCAACCACAGUGUACGGAGAGAGGGAGGUCAUUCCUACAUUCCUGCAAUGAUGCAGAUCAAGUGAACUGAGCCCCCAGACGGUAGGAGGUAAGAAAUUCUCUACCUUGACCAUAAGGCUGCCCAGAUGUCCAGGAGAUAGCUCCUGGGCAGGGGCGAAGGGAUUCCACUAUCCUUAAGAAAAAAUAUCCUGAAACCAAGAUCUUCAAAUGCUCAGACUCUCAAAUACCACGGCCCCGGGACUGAAGCUCAUUGCUCAGGAGGAUAUUCUCUGCUGGUUUAACGUACUUUCGUUCCUGUCUGAUCUUCCCGCACUGAGUCAGGUGACGCCCCGCCGCCCCUGUCCCCCUGUCGCCUCCCCUGCUAGAUUCCCUAUGUUCGGACCCCAAAACUCCAUUACCAAGGCUUAAAUGCAAUGUUAUGAGAGGGGCUGAGCCAUCAGUAGCAUGCACGUGACGGGCCCAUCACACUAAAGAAAAAAUGAAAGCAAAGGAGCAACCUCCUGGACAACGAAAAGACUUUUCCCCAUUAGCAUCCCUUCAGGUGAGAAACACGUGAGUCUGCGCCAUGGGUCAGGCAACCACGCGUGCCCACUGCCAAAUACCCGGACGCCACACCUCCAGGAAGGUGGGGGCCUUCUUCAAGGGGGCGGAGCAUCUUCCUCGUUAUUCCGCUUCCCAGAAGCCAUCGCGCAGCUUGGUGGAGAUAAAAAAAAGGGCGGGAGCGCACCGGGAGGCUCCAGUCAGUCAGGCGUUGGCGCUGUGGUCCUUUAUCUUUUCUUCACCCGCCUCCUUCCGUUCUGCUCCGCAGGCAGCUACGUUGCCAGGACGCUGGCGCACUCAGACUGUAGCUUGUUUCCUCAGGAAGGCGAAGAGACAGGCUGUGGAGGCCCAAGAGGUCCCCGAGGCCGCGGGGGUGGGGUGGCAAUGUGGUCACUACGGGUCUAUACCCGCAAGAAGCGGGCCGGCCAGAGGCUCAACCUAACCCCGACGCCGGACCUAGGCCCCACCGCGAAGGCAGAGGCCCCCCCAGGUCCAGGCAGAAGGCACGCUGCGCACUGCCUGAAAGGAAACGCGCACCGUUUGCGGAAGAUCUCAGAGAAAGCAGAGUGCAGUGGGCAGGGAGUUAGCGGCUCUAGGCCACCGAGCCCUCGGUUAAGAGUUACAGGACAGGAAAGCCUGCAAGAAAAUAGCACUAAUGAAGAGACCCCGGAUGAGAAGAUAGCUCCAUUGAGUGAGUCAGUGACUGAUGACCUCCAGGUUGACUGUAGUUCAUCCAAUAGUGAGCUAGUGUCAGGACUAAGUGUACAGCAUGGUAUUUCUAGUUCUCUUCUGAGCUAUUCAUUCACAGACUCUUACACAGAAUACAAGAGUUUUGAAGAGAGUUUAAGUAGUUUCCCAUCACCUGAACUCUUCAGAGGAUCAGAUUAUUUAGAUUGGGAAUGUCCCAAGUUGGAAGAACACAUGCGAUGCAAAAAUUCAACUCUUCUGGAUACCAGUAAAGCAGUAUCAAUAGAGAAGCUACCACAGUUUUCAAACCUCUCUGCAAUUUUAGGUAUGCCUUCAGAAGACUAUCAGAAAUGCCAUAGAGAAAUAGUGAUGAUGUUAGCAGACCAAAGUAUUUCUCCAAAACCAAAGAGUACUUCGCAUUCAGAAUCAGAUAAUACAGCUUGUGAAGUUUUACUUGCUGAGAAAACUUACCCUUCAGCCCCUGAAAAAACAAAGAAAAAAAGAACAAAUUCUAGUAUUCCUGAUAAGAAAAGCAGAGGCCUCUUAACAAGCACUCCAUCUUCGCAAACUGCUGGUUUAGUGAUUGAUUUGUCCUCAGUGCAGAGAGCAUCUUUUGAAGAACUAUUUCCAAAUGUCAGCAAUUAUGUUAAUUCAAAUGAAAUUGUUCCUGUGUCAAAUUUGCAAGAAAAUUCUUCAAAUGAG